AUGAAGAUGCAAAUCACCGACAUUCUUGCUGCUCUGGCUCUUGCUGCCACUAUAUCUGCUGCUCCUGCCGAGUCAGCUGAAAUUGAAAGCGCUGCUCCUGCACAAGGCGUAGGCUGCUACCAGCAGGGCACUCCUCGCAAGCCCGCAAUCUGUGCUAUUCCCAACUGCCCAGGCGGCUACCGCCCUGUGUUCUGGGACUUUGGAUGCCCAGACGACAGCUGGAAGUGCUGUGUUUAA
Messenger RNA from [Torrubiella] hemipterigena, 237 nucleotides. The record is from the annotation of a GenBank genome assembly. Lineage: Eukaryota; Fungi; Ascomycota; Sordariomycetes; Hypocreales; Clavicipitaceae.